AUGGCUCAACUUCUGUACCUCGUCUUUUCUCUCUGUUCUCUCGCUGCCGUUGGGCUGGUGUGGAGCGUCUUUAUCCAGAACAACGGUCUAGACACCAUCAACCAGGCCAUCAGUCACGGCAGAUAUCCCGAUAAUGAGGUUGGAGUGACUUCUUUCACCGGCCUGCGCGCCAUUGACGACGCCCUCAUGUCACUCGUUGCAUUCAAUCUGCCUAUCCUUAACGUCGAAUUCGAGGUCGGCCGCCUCUUUAUGGCGCAGUUUGUCGCCAAUGUAUCAAUCAUGAUAUUCAUUCUUUCUGUUGAGGGACAGCGAGGAAGGAAACGAUCGCCUUUAAUUCCCAUGGCGUGGGGUCUCUUCUCUCAGCUUGCGACAAGCGCAGUUGCUUUGCCGCUGUACCUACUUGUCCAGACUGGCAGCAACCGGAAGGCCAGCCGGAAACCCAUCUUUCAGUCGCUUGUCUCUCCCCAUGCCGCUCUCUGCGCUCUGCCGAGUCAUCUCCUGGGCUUUGGUGUCCCCGCAGUCAUGAUGUUCGAUCCUUUUCGUCAAGGUGACCAUAUCAAGUCCCUCUGGGUACUCAUGUUUGCUCUCUGCCCUUUGAACAUUGCCAUCUGCACCAAGACUGUCGGUGUUACGAAACGGGCCUUUUUGCCCAGUUCACCCAAGGCGGCAACGACAACAAACGCUGGUUACAACGCUCUACAGCUCGGCUAUACCACAGUCGGUGUUGUAGCGGCUGCAUUUCAUGCCAUGACCAUUUUGCAAGCAAUCAAACAUCCAGGGCGCUUUAACGGUCUUUUUUCUCUGGAGCUUUACCCCGAAAUGCUUCGAGACAAGAUCAUGACGUUCUUGAAGCUGGACUAUUUGAUCACCUUUGCGGCACUACUGACUUGGGCUUACAGUGAAGUGCUUGCGAUUCGCCGUGGUGGAUCUCUGAUGCUUCUCGGCAUGUUUGUUUUUGGGACGUUGGUAUUUGGACCAGGUGCAACGACUGCUAUAGCUUGGUCCGCCAGAGAGACUGGCCUCCAUAGAGGAAGUGGAAAGUCGGGCUGA
Messenger RNA from Hirsutella rhossiliensis, 1050 nucleotides. RefSeq lists its product as uncharacterized. The transcript is spliced from 2 exons. The record is from RefSeq and is a predicted model, not a curated record. Lineage: Eukaryota; Fungi; Ascomycota; Sordariomycetes; Hypocreales; Ophiocordycipitaceae. The coding region runs from base 1 to 1050 and encodes 349 amino acids.